Liolophura sinensis is the source of this 632-nucleotide messenger RNA. RefSeq lists its product as uncharacterized. The record is from RefSeq and is a predicted model, not a curated record. The coding region runs from base 29 to 616 and encodes 195 amino acids. NCBI's taxonomy places the organism in Eukaryota, Metazoa, Mollusca, Polyplacophora, Chitonida, Chitonidae. The transcript is spliced from 5 exons.
UCUUGCUCGUCAUCGUUAUACAGCCAGUAUGUUAAAGUUGUUUGUUGCUUUGCUGGCAUUCGUUUGUGCUGUGGUGGGUGAUCAGUGCACCACAUAUCACCACCCUAAGUACGGCAGUGUUGGGAAAUGCAUGCAGAAAUCAUGCUGUGCCUAUGGUACCUACAUAUCAAACCUAUGUCCCGGCGACAGCAACGUCAAAUGUUGUUUUUCCCACAGCACGUGUGGGGAGGGGUCGGUAGGUACAGGAGGUUCUGGCUGUAGCGGAAGUCGUCAUUACAGUGCACGAGGGACGGCUUAUUAUCCCGAUCCCAGUCCUUUAGAAGGGGGAUACAAUGAUAGACAUGGUGUUAAGCUGAGGACGCUCCAGGAUUUUCUCGAGGGCUCUGCUAGCUACGUCAGCGUGGCAAUGGAUCAAUACCUGAACUUACCCUACGGUACUAUCCUCUGCAUUCCGGAACUGGAUCGCAAAUAUGGCAAGCACAUCAUUUUUAAGGUUGUGGACACCGGAAGUGCUUUUAACCACAAAGGUUACAGUCGAAUUGACAUCUGUGUUCGAGAUCAGCAGCAUUCCUAUGACGCGGCCAUCAACAAUCAUAUCACGCUCGUCUUCAAGUAAAUAAACAUCACCUGGC